Molecule: messenger RNA, 1750 nt
Organism: Salarias fasciatus (jewelled blenny)
Lineage: Eukaryota; Metazoa; Chordata; Actinopteri; Blenniiformes; Blenniidae
Product: peroxisomal membrane protein PEX13-like
Exons: 4
Coding region: 72-1322 (416 amino acids)
Biological process (GO): protein import into peroxisome matrix, docking
Cellular component (GO): peroxisomal membrane; peroxisome; peroxisomal importomer complex
Molecular function (GO): protein binding
Source: RefSeq, a predicted model, not a curated record
CCCGAGGAAAGGGGUCGGCGAGGCCUUCGGCUGCGGAGUUUCUAACUUUGUAAAUUAUAUAUUUCCUCCAAAUGGAUUCACAGCCCCCACUGAAGCCGUGGGAAAGGAGGAUUCCGGGCGCUAUGGGUGCUCCCGUAAAUUACAGGUCUGCAGACUUCGCCCCCUCAGUUGCCCCCUCCACCUCGGCCGGCCCUCCUGUCCUGACCCGGGUGGUUCCUCCUGUUCCCCCCCGUCCAGUGCAGCCGUCCUACCGUCCAACCUACAGCUCGUUCCCCUCCACCUACAGCCCCUAUGGGGGCUCCAUCUACGGUGGCUACGGCGGCUACAGCCCCUACAGCUUCGGCAGCGGCGGCUACGGCGUGGGACGCUACAACCGCCUGCCCCACGCCGAGGACGUGGCCCCCAGCCGCUUCGUGCAGCAGGCGGAAGAGAGCAGCCGCGGCGCCUUCGAGUCCAUCGAGAGCAUCGUCAACACUUUCGCGUCCGUCAGCAUGAUGCUGGACGCCACGUUUUCAGCCGUGUACAACAGUUUCCGCGCAGUGCUGGACGUGGCCAACCAGUUCACGCGGCUGCGCGCCCACCUCACCCACGUCCUGUCGGCCUUCACUUUGGUGCGCAUGCUGCGCUACCUCUACAGGCGGUUGCAGAGGCUCCUGGGACGCGGGUCGGAGAUUGAGGACUUGUGGGCCGACAGCACUCAGGACGCCCUGGUGAGCCCCUCCGGAGGGCACAGCACAGGCACGAGCAAUCCAGGCAUGAAGUCCUGGCCUAUUUUUCUGUUUUUCUCUGUUGUCCUGGGAGGACCUUACCUCAUCUGGAAACUGCUGAGCUCCAGCCAAGUCGCUGAAGAAAACAAUACUGACUGGGCCAGUGGGGAGGACGACCAUGUGGUGGCCAGAGCAGAGUACAACUUCACAGCUGCCUCUGAGGAGGAGAUUUCUCUGCAGGCUGGAGACAUGCUCAACCUCGCUCCUAAAGAACAACAGCCCCGGGUUCGCGGCUGGCUGCUGGCCAGCUCCAACGGUCAGACCACCGGGCUCGUGCCGGCCAACUACGUCAAAGUCCUCGGGAAGAGGCGAGGUCGAAGGCACGCGGAGGCCGAGAUGCUCGCCCAGGAGCGCCGAGCUCACGCAGAGCUCUCCCAGAAUGCGUCGGCGGCACAGCCACAUUCUGAAUCGGCGCCGAGUUUCGCCCCGGACCUCAGUGUGAUGUCCACGGACGAGCUGCUGGAGUCGACGUACAGAGAGACGUCGGAGUCUGCGGGGGUGGGAGCAUCCAGCUCCAGCACAGUGCUGAACAUCCCGGACAAGAUGGACCUGUGAUGGUGUGUGUGUGUCUGUGUGUGUGUGUAUGGAGGGCUUUGACUUAGUCCAUACCUGUUAAAGUGUAUCUUUGGAGGUCAACUAACAGUCAGAACUAGGAAUUCAAUAAAAAACCACCGAACACGAGGAUCUUGUUGUCUGAACGGUUUCCAUAGACAGGCUCACUCUUUGUUGUCGUCAUUUUCUGUUAGUCGGUGCUCGUACAAGAGCGAUCAUAUCUUCAAGUCGUUUCUAUGUGGACAAUAACAAGGUGGCGUUUUCUUUUCUUUGUCCUCUUUCAGAGGCUGCUUGACCUUCUGCAUUGUUUUCUCUGUAAAGCUCAUGCGGUUGGCUGUGUUUAGGAGGCCGGGCCAGUUUUGCACAGUUGCUUGGUCAGAAAGAAAUGUAAUUUGUAAAUAUUUAUUAUAAUUAUUUUGAAAAUAAAUAGU